This is a messenger RNA of Pseudophryne corroboree (corroboree frog), 2461 nucleotides long. It is a transcript of the gene TUBGCP4, whose product is annotated as tubulin gamma complex component 4. The record is from RefSeq and is a predicted model, not a curated record. Bases 246 to 2246 code for a protein of 666 amino acids. Gene Ontology annotation, cellular component: gamma-tubulin complex; spindle pole; centrosome. Lineage: Eukaryota; Metazoa; Chordata; Amphibia; Anura; Myobatrachidae. Gene Ontology annotation, biological process: meiotic cell cycle; mitotic cell cycle; microtubule nucleation. Gene Ontology annotation, molecular function: microtubule minus-end binding; gamma-tubulin binding. The transcript has 18 exons.
UUUGGGAACCACUGCACUAGCGGUAACCAGUAACAACGCCAUGGUGGCCGCGCAACGCAUGUCGGGAAAUGUAGUCCUGUUCAUGAGCGACCGCUGCCUCGGCUAUUGCUGACGCGCGUUGCAUGCUGGGAAUUGUAGUCCGGUCUAUGCGCUGGGCUGGCGGUCUGCAGUGGCGGCAGGGACGGAUGUAAACAUUCCGGAGAGGAUUUGGCGACCGUGAUACUUGCCCGCUAAGCCCCGCAGCAAUGAUUCAUGAGCUGCUCUUGGCCCUGAGCGGGUAUCCGGGCAGCAUCUUUACAUGGAACAAGCGGACGGGCCUCCAGGUAUCACAAGAUCUGCCAUUUCUCCAUCCUGGUGAGACCAGUGUACUGAACCGUCUGUGCAAGCUAGGAACAGAUUAUAUUCGUUUCACAGAAUUUAUUGAACAAUACACAGGACAUGUUCAGCAACAGGAUCACCACCCUUCCCAGCUGGGACAGAUUGGUUUACAUGGAAUUUACCUGCGAGCUUUCUGCAGAGGUCUAGAUUCAAUCCUUCAGCCUUAUAGGCAAGCUUUAUUAGACUUGGAACAAGAGUUCUUGGCUGAUCCACAUCUUUCAAUUUCACAUAUUAACUACUCACUAGAUCAGUUCCAUCUCCUCUUUCCAUCAGUAAUGAUUGUGGUGGAACAGAUCAAGAGUCAAAAGAUUCACGGCUGCCAGAUGUUGGAAACUGUUUACAAACACAGUUGUGGGGGUCUUCCCCCAGUCCGCAGUGCACUUGAAAAGAUCCUGGCAGUAUGUCACGGCGUCAUGUACAAGCAGCUUUCAGCUUGGAUGCUCCAUGGACUUCUGUUAGACCAGUAUGAAGAGUUUUUUGUCAGACAAGGGCCAUCUUGUGGCAAUGCUUCGGCCCAGCCUGAGGAAGAUGAUGAUGACCUGGGUAUUGGGGGCUUAACUGGGAAGCAGCUACGCGAGUUGCAAGACUUGCGCUUAAUUGAGGAGGAGAACAUGCUGGCACCUUCUCUCAAGCAGUUUUCCUUGCGGGUUGAAAUGCUGCCGUCCUAUAUCCCUGUACGGGUUGCUGAGAAGAUAUUGUUUGUGGGAGAAUCUGUCCAGAUGUUUGAAAAUAAAACUUUAAAUAUGACAAGAACAGGUUCUAUACUGAAAAACCAGGAAGAUAUAUUUGCUGCAGAGUUACAUAGGUUGAAGCAGCAGCCUCUGUUUAGUUUGGUGGAUUUCGAGUCUGUACUUGAUAGGAUCAGAAGUACUGUGGCAGAGCACUUAUGGAAGCUCAUGGUAGAAGAGUCUGACUUAAUAGGCCAGUUAAAGGUUAUAAAAGAUUUCUACCUGCUGGGAAGAGGGGAAUUGUUUCAGGCCUUCAUAGAUACAGCAAAGCAGAUGCUGAAAACACCACCUACUGCUGUCACAGAACAUGAUGUCAAUGUAGCAUUCCAGUUAUCGGCCCAUAAGGUUUUACUCGAUGAUGACAACCUUCUCCCCCUCCUCCAUUUAACCAUUGAUUACCAUGGCAAGGAACAUAAAGACAUCUCUCAGCCAAGGGAAGGUCCAUCACGUGACACCUCUCCUAGAGACGCUCCUACUUCUGGUUGGGCUGCUCUUGGAUUGUCCUAUAAGGUGCAGUGGCCCCUGCAUAUUCUGUUCACACCAGCUGUAUUAGAAAAGUACAACGUAGUCUUUAAGUACUUGCUGAGUGUCCGCCGGGUACAGUCUGAGCUUCAGCAUUGCUGGGCUCUGCAGAUGCAAAGGAAACAUUUGGAAUCAAAUAGAACAGAUGCCAUCAAGUGGCGGCUGCAGAACCACAUGGCAUUUCUGGUGGACAAUCUUCAGUACUACUUGCAGGUAGAUGUAUUAGAAUCCCAGUUCUCCCAACUCUUACAGCAGAUCAACGCCACACGGGAUUUUGAGAGUAUCCGCUUGGCUCAUGACCAUUUUCUCAGCAAUCUUUUGGCUCAGUCCUUCAUUUUGCUAAAGCCUGUUUUCCAUUGUCUAAAUGAAAUCUUAGACUUGUGCCACAGCUUCUGUUCUCUAGUCAGCCAAAACUUGGGUCCCCUAGAUGAACGUGGGGCUGGCCAGCUAGAUAGCCUUGUUAAAGGGUUUAGUUGUCAGUCCUCAUUACUCUUCAGGAUACUCUCCAGUGUCCGGAACCAUCAGAUUAACUCUGACCUGGCUCAGCUGCUGUUGCGAUUGGACUAUAAUAAAUACUACACACAAGCAGGAGGCACAUUGGGAAGUUUUGGAUUAUGAACAGAAGACAAUGCUGUCAUGGAACCAAAAUCUACUUGAAGAUCAGAAAACAUUUGAGAUUUUUUAGAGACAAUAAAGGAGUGAUUCUUCUUUGGACAAACCUCCAGAUCAUACAACUUCACAUCUAGGAAACAUAUUUAUUGAGGAGUGAUGUGGGUGUGUGAAUAUAACGCUUAAUUGUAUAUUCAGAUUUAUAAUAAAUAUUAGUGUUCCCA